Molecule: messenger RNA, 1134 nt
Organism: Nerophis lumbriciformis (worm pipefish)
Lineage: Eukaryota; Metazoa; Chordata; Actinopteri; Syngnathiformes; Syngnathidae
Source: RefSeq, a predicted model, not a curated record
AUGUCAUCUUUUGGCCUGGAGCUUGUGGGCGUGACGGUGGCCGUAUUGGGUUGGGUCCUGAGCGUGGUGAGCUGCGCGCUGCCCAUGUGGCGGGUAUCUGCCUUUAUCGGAGCCAACAUCGUGACAGCGCAGGUCUACUGGGAAGGUCUGUGGAUGAGCUGCGUGUUCCAGAGCACGGGCCAGAUGCAGUGCAAGGUCUACGACUCCAUGCUGGCACUCCCCCAGGACCUGCAGGCGGCCCGCGCCCUGACCGUGGUCUCCAUCAUCCUGGGGGUUCUGGCCUUGCUAAUCUCCUUGGUAGGUGCCAAAUGCACCAACUGCAUUGAAGAUGAGGGUGUCAAAGCCAAGGUGACCAUCACAUCAGGCGCCAUCUUCAUCACGGCGGCGCUAACCCAGCUGGUGCCUGUGUCUUGGUCAGCCAACACUAUCGUGGUGGAGUUCUACAGUCCCAUCGUCCUGUCGGGACAAAAGAUGGAACUCUUCUCGGCCAUGUCGAUGGGCACGGAGCUGGUGGGCAUAUGCCUGGGGGUGCUAGGCUUCCUGAUGUCCAUCGUGAUGUGCGCGCUGCCCAUGUGGAAGGUGACAGCAUUUGUGGGCGCGAAUAUCAUCACGGCACAGACCAUCUGGGAGGGCCUGUGGAUGAACUGCGUGACACAGAGCACUGGACAGAUGCAGUGCAAGGUGUACGACUCUAUGCUGGCACUGCCUCAGGACCUGCAGGCGGCGCGCGCCAUGAUGAUCGUGGCUAUUAUCCUAGGUGUCCUUGGAGUACUAGUGUCGGUGACGGGCGCCAAGUGUACCAACUGCAUCGACGAAGAAGGUGCCAAGGCCCGGGUGAUGAUUGCUUCUGGCAUCCUCUUCAUUUUAGCUGGCUUGCUGGUACUCAUUCCGGCCUGCUGGACCGCCCACGUGGUGGUGCGCAACUUCUACAAUCCCAUCCUGACCAACCCUCAGCGGCGCGAGCUGGGUGCCUCGCUUUACAUCGGCUGGGGGGCAUCCGCCCUGCUGCUGAUCGGUGGUGCCAUCUUGUGCAGCAGCUGCCCGCCUAAAGAGCAACGUUACAAACCGCCCAGGAUGGCAUACUCGGCACCACGCAGUAACAACACCGGAUAUGACCGCAAGGACUACGUGUAA